UCAUAUACCAAGUGGUGACCACGUCAGUUCAGUAUUUUUUGCAUUUUCAAACGUUUUUAAUCACGGUCUCAGGAUGUAUUCUAUUGGAAUUGAUAAAGUGAUUAGUGCAAUCAUUAAUUUUUUUUACUUUAUUGGACUCUGGCAUCGGGGAGCUACGGCUACCGCCAGAGAACGGAGAACGAAAUUACUUUAUUACAUUUGCAACUCCCUUUUUCUCGUAUCGUUGGUAGCUGGAGCGAUUACAAAUGAAGAAGUAGGCAAAAAAAUAUUUCUAGCGGAAGCAUCAAUCGUUGUCAUAGUUUUGAAUGUCAAAUUGGGUCUUUUGAUUUGGAAACAGAACCGCAUUGUUAAUUUGUUGAAUCGAGUUUGUAAUUUUACGGUUCGAUGCGACGAGGAUCUCGAAUUUUUCAACAGGACAAAAGGAGAAUUCAUAAAAUUCAUUAUUUCGUUUAUUGUCAUGGAGACCAUUGCCUGUUUUGAGGUGACACUUAUACCACUGGUUAGAAGUGAAAAAAAUCUGGUUAUAGAAAUAGGUUUUCCUUGGGAUUACAAAAGCAGUGAAAUUGCAUUCUGGACUGCGACCAUUUUUCUUUUACCAGCAACCGUUGUAACAUCGAUAGCAUCAUUUUUGUCCAUGAUAAUUUGGUAUUUACUGUUGUCUUGCUCAUUGAGAUACGAUAUAUUAGGAAGUGAAAUGAAGCGAAUGGGUCAAAAAAGCGAGCCGAUGAAGUUGUCUGAGAAGCAAAAGCACAACCUUUUUGAGCAACAUUUAAAGGAAUGUGUCGUUGUUCACCUACACACAAGGGAGUUGACUGAGGAGGUGGGGUCAUUUUUCGCAGAAAUAUUUCUCAUUCAAUUCGGUACUAGCGCUCUAUGUAUUUGCGGAUCAAUUUACUGUCUGGUAUUUGACGUCGGCGAUAGUUUAUUGGAACGUUGUGUGUACAGCAUACUGUUGUUUUACUGCAUUGCCGAUUUAUUUUUGAUUACAUACUUUGGUAAUGAGAUAAUGCUGUCAAGUAAUCGUCUCUCCUAUAGCUUGUUCGAGUCGGAGUGGACCGAGCAGCCACAAGCAACCAAACAGUGUAUAAUUAUUUUUGCGGAAUAUUUGAAGCAACCGCAUGAGCUUCUAGUUGGUAAAUUGUAUCCGUUAACUUUGGAGACAUUUAGUAAGAUUUUAAAUUCUGCCUACAGCAUGUUCAACAUUUUGAAAAGCGUUAAAGAAUGAAGAUAGGAUGAGUACCGGGUUGGCAACCAGACAACCACCAACAAUGACAAAAUUAUUGUCACACAGAUUCAAAG
This is a messenger RNA of Bradysia coprophila, 1299 nucleotides long. RefSeq names its product odorant receptor 46a-like. NCBI's taxonomy places the organism in Eukaryota, Metazoa, Arthropoda, Insecta, Diptera, Sciaridae. Gene Ontology annotation, biological process: sensory perception of smell; detection of chemical stimulus involved in sensory perception of smell. Gene Ontology annotation, molecular function: olfactory receptor activity; odorant binding. Gene Ontology annotation, cellular component: plasma membrane. The record is from RefSeq and is a predicted model, not a curated record.